Lucilia cuprina (Australian sheep blowfly) is the source of this 315-nucleotide messenger RNA. Its product is annotated as synapsin-like. Gene Ontology annotation, molecular function: ATP binding. Gene Ontology annotation, cellular component: synaptic vesicle; synaptic vesicle membrane. Gene Ontology annotation, biological process: neurotransmitter secretion. Lineage: Eukaryota; Metazoa; Arthropoda; Insecta; Diptera; Calliphoridae. The record is from RefSeq and is a predicted model, not a curated record. The annotation marks the transcript as partial. The transcript is spliced from 2 exons.
CUAAAUUGGACAAAAUUCCCGUGUGUUUUGAAGGCAGGCCAUUGUCAUGGCGGUAUGGCUACAGCACGUUUUGAAAAUCAAAUGGGUCUGCAAGAUGCAGCCGGCCUUGUAACUGGCACCGGUUUUGAAGGCCAUUGCUAUUGCACCAUUGAACCGUACAUUGAUGCAAAGUUCGAUGUGCACAUUCAAAAGAUUGGCAACAAUUACAAGGCAUUUAUGCGUAAAUCCAUUACUGGUAACUGGAAAACUAAUCAGGGUUCAGCCAUGCUGGAGCAAAUUACCCUAACUGAAAAAUACAAGUCUUGGGUGGAUGAG